UGCUGCUGCUGGACAUGUCUGUGGACGACGGAGACGCCAAGAUCCAGAACCAGCUGAAGAAGCUGCAGAGCCCCGUCAUCCUGCUCUACUCCACCAAAGAGGAGGCCAACAUCAUCUUGGAGGUGGCGCACUCGGUGGGCCUGACGGGCUACGGCUACACCUGGAUCGCCCCGUCUCUGGUGGCGGGAGACGCCGAUCACAUCCCGGCCGAGUUUCCCACAGGCAUGAUCUCGGUGUCGUAUGACGAGUGGGAUUAUGGGUUGGAGGCGCGCGUGCGUGACGGUGUAGCUGUGAUCGCAUCAGCGUCGUCCACCAUGAUUAUGGAGCGCGGGCCGCACAUGCUACUGAAGUCUGAGUGCCACGGGGCCCCUGACAAGAAGAGCCACAGCACAAGAAACAACAACGAGGUGCUCAGGUAUCUGAUGAACGUGACGUUCGAGGGCCGGAAUCUCUCCUUCAGUGAGGACGGCUAUCAGAUGCACCCCAAACUGGUGAUCAUCCUGCUGAACAAGGACAGACAGUGGGACAGAGUGGGUAAGUGGGAGAACGGCUCUCUGUCGAUGAAGUUUCACGUGUGGCCGCGGUUCGAGCUGUACUCUGGGACGGAGAGCCGUGAGGACGAUCAUCUGUCCAUCGUGACGCUGGAGGAGGCUCCGUUCGUGAUGGUGGAGGACGUGGAUCCACUCAGCGGCACCUGCAUGAGGAACACGGUUCCCUGCCGCAAGCAGCUCAAAUCACUGAAUCAGACGGGGGAUUCUGGCAUCUACAUCAAGCGCUGCUGUAAAGGCUUCUGUAUCGACAUCCUGAAGAAGAUCGCCAAGUCUGUGAAGUUCACCUACGACCUUUAUCUGGUCACCAACGGCAAACACGGCAAGAAGAUCAACGGCACGUGGAACGGGAUGGUGGGAGAGGUGGUGCUGAAGAACGCUCACAUGGCCGUCGGCUCGCUGACCAUCAAUGAGGAGAGGUCAGAGGUCAUCGAUUUCUCCGUGCCCUUCAUAGAGACGGGCAUCAGCGUCAUGGUCUCACGGAGCAACGGCACCGUGUCUCCAUCUGCGUUCCUCGAACCAUUCAGUGCGGAUGUCUGGAUCAUGAUGUUCGUCAUGCUGCUGCUGGUUUGUGCCAUCGCUGUGUUCGUGUUCGAAUACUUCAGUCCCGUGGGCUACAAUCGCCGUCUCAUCGACGGCAGAGAGGCCGGAGGUCCGUCGUUCACCGUCGGAAAGGCCAUCUGGCUGCUCUGGGGUUUGGUCUUCAAUAACUCUGUCCCAGUGCAAAACCCCAGAGGAACCACCAGCAAGAUUAUGGUGUCUGUCUGGGCCUUCUUUGCUGUGAUUUUCUUGGCCAGCUAUACUGCUAACCUGGCUGCAUUUAUGAUUCAGGAAGAGUACGUGGACCAGGUGUCGGGCCUCAGCGACAAAAAGUUUCAGAGACCCAAUGACUUCUCCCCGCCGUUUCGCUUCGGGACGGUGCCGAAUGGCAGCACCGAGAGAAAUAUCCGCAAUAACUACAGAGAGAUGCACUCCUACAUGGUCAAAUUCCACCAGCGCAACGUGAAUGAAGCGCUGUACAGUUUAAAAACAGGGAAGCUGGAUGCCUUCAUUUACGAUGCCGCGGUGCUGAAUUACAUGGCGGGCAGAGAUGAGGGCUGUAAGCUGGUCACCAUCGGCUCUGGGAAAGUGUUCGCUUCCACCGGCUAUGGCAUCGCCAUCCAGAAAGACUCGGGUUGGAAAAGACAGGUGGACCUUGCCAUCCUGCAGCUCUUUGGAGAUGGUGAUAUGGAGGAGUUCGAGGCUCUCUGGCUCACCGGGAUCUGCCACCAUGAGAAGAAUGAAGUGAUGAGCAGUCAGCUGGACGUGGACAAUAUGGCGGGUGUGUUCUACAUGCUGGGUGCUGCCAUGGCUCUGUCGCUCAUCACCUUCAUCGCUGAACACGUCUUCUACUGGCACCUGCGCUUCUGCUUCAUUGGCGUGUGUUCUGGGAAACCAGGGCUCACCUUCACCAUCAGCAGGGAGAUUUAUAGCUGUAUUCAUGGAGUUGAAAUCGAAGAUAAGAGUUCAUCACUGAAUUCACCCUCUGCUACCAUGAACAACACCCACUCAAAUAUUCUGCGUCUGCUGCGCACCGCCAAGAACAUGGCAUCUCUCUCCAGGGUCAACGGUUCCCCGCACAGUGCACUCGACUUCAUCCGCCGAGAGUCCUCCGUGUAUGACAUCAGCGAGCACGGCCGCAGCCUGGCCGGACACUCAGACUGCAAGGCCCCCUACCUGCCCGACGACAACAUGUUCAGCGACUACAUCAGUGAGGUGGAGCGCACCUUUGGCAACCUGCACCUGAAGGACAGUAACCUGUACCAGGACCACUACCUGCACCACCACGGAGGUUCAACCCUGGGGCUGAUGGGCCCCAACGGGCCCCACAGCCUGGGCUCCAGCAGUUCUCUGGAGGGCGGCAUGUUUGACUGCGAGAGCCUGGGCGGCGGUGUGGCCCCCAUCUUUAGCACACAGCCAUGUUCUGCCCUGACCCACAGGAACAUGAGCAAAUUCGACCUGCUGCAGAGCCAGACUCCUCCGUCUGGGCCAGGCUUCAAGCAGGGACUGGCCGACCUGUACGGAAAAUUCUCCUUCAAAGGCGGAGCAUCCAGUUCAGGAUAUAUCGCAGGGCACGACCGGUUUUGCGGCGGUGCAGAUGAUGGAAACAUCCGUUCUGACGUGUCUGACAUUUCCACUCAUACUGUGACCUAUGGCAAUCUAGAGGGCAAUGCUAAGAAACGCAAGCAGUAUAGAGACAGCCUGAAGAAGCGGCCUGCAUCGGCAAAGUCCCGCCGAGAACUCGAUGAGAUUGAGCUGGGUUACCGCCGCCGCCAGCACCAUGGCCACCACCAUCAUCACCAUGGGCAUCGCUCGGCUUCACCUCCAUCUGAGCGCAAACGAGGCGGUGGCGUGAGCUCAACCUCAUAUCUGUUACAGGACAAGGAAAGCCUGAGGGAUUUCUACCUGGACCAGUUCCGGCCCAAAGAAGGCAUCCCGCAGUGGGAGCAUGUGGAUCUUACAGAUGGUCCCAGUGGGGGAGGAGGAGGAGGCAACUGCACCAGCCUGGUGUCUGUGGAUGACUUCCUGAAGGGUAAACCCAAGAAGCCGGACAGCAAGAGUGGGAGCAGUGAGUUGGAAUGUCGUAGUUGUCGUGCCAGCAGUGCGGGCAGCAAGCAGACGACCCUGCAUGGAGGUGGAGCUAUGCACAUGGGUGGGACGGGCUACGUUGGCAGUGGUUGUGUGGCAUCGGGGGGUGGAGGAGGGGUUGGGAGCAGCCGCCCAAGUUCAGCCACUUGCAUGCGGUGCGAAGCCUGCAAGAAGUCAGGCAACCUGUAUGACAUCAGCGAGGACAGUAACCACCUGUUGGAGCAAAUGGGCGGCAGUAGGGGUCAGACGCCGGCGCAGCGCCGCAGGGCCUUCAGCGGGAAGCCGCUACGCCGGCAACAUUCCUAUGACACCUUUGUGGACCUGCAGAGAGAAGAGUUAGGAGGGAUGGGCGUGCCGCUGGGGUUCGGUGGCCCUGGGGCACUGCCGCCACCGCGCAGCGUGAGCCUCAAGGAGAGGGAGCGCUGCAUAGAUGCCUCUAGUCCCUUCGCACACAUAUUUGAGCAUCCGGGAGUUCCCGAGCAGGACACGGACCGUGACCCGCUGUUCUAUGGAGCCGCCGAGAGGGGCGCGGGAUCGCCAUUCGGGUUGUUCCGAGCGGGGGAGAAUGCACCCCAUCGGCGCUCGGUGGGCGAGAGGGACCUGAGAGAAAGAGGACUCAUGGAGGGGCCAGCGCACUCCUUAUCCAAAUCUCUCUAUCCUGACCGAACCGACCACAACCCUUUCAUCCCUACCUUUGGAGAUGACCAGUGUCUGCUGCAUGGUGCCAAAUCCUACUACAUCACCAAGCAGCAGCAGCACAGCGACUUGCUCAGCCCCAUGGGCGUGACCUCCUUCCUGCCAGCAUCGGCCACCUCAGGAGUCAUGUCUAACUUGGCUCCGCACUUUCCUGCGGAGUUGUGCUUGGGGAACCACCACACCAGCAAGCUCAGUCUCGGUCCACCUCGACCUUUCAACGGCAGCAACGGACACGUGUAUGAGAAACUCUCUAGCAUAGAGUCUGACGUGUGAGAAAGAGCAAGGAGAGCGGUGAAGAGCAGACACAUUCUGUUAGCGCUCCACAGCCAGAUUUUAGCAGAACACGCAGAACUUGAGAGAAUUGAAAAUGUCAUUUCCUGUGAAGUUCACGUUUACACCAAUGGGUUCAUCUCCACGAGCUGGUGAGAACAAGAGCACGUCCAUCUGCCGAGUGUGUGCAAGAAGAAGAACAGGAGAGCAGAUGGCCCAUUUCACCUCCAUCCCUCGCCAUCACACCAGAACAGCCCUGUCCUGUACUCUUGUCUUUUGUGAAGAUACAAUCAUGAAAGCAUAAUAAAUGCUCAUAGAUUUUUUUUUGAAACAGGGUAAUAACUGUACCUCAGAGACGUAGUGAAGACACUGCUGACUGGUAAUCUGUUGUUGAAAUUGGGUUUCAUUUGUCUGUUGUUUUCCUGACCCUGCUCUAGAGGUCUUUACUGAGCGUUAGGGAUAUUUGAAUGUGAUGAAUCCAGUCUCCGCAUCAACCUAAUGUAUCCAUGGCAACAGCCUCUCCCAUGCUGUAGACUGCCGUGAAACACGCGUGCAUUAGUGAAAGUGCACAAGCCUCUGCUGAGUUUUAUGCCAUCAUUUAUAUUCAAGUCUCUACUGCCGUGAUAUUUCAUAUCUAACGAGAAAUCUUGUUGAUACGCCUUUGGUUACACUCAUGUCAUGUGACUCUUGCUUAGAAGGUGAAAACCGAGGGAUAAAAUGACAGUAUUAACGCCUCUCUUUGUUUUGGUUGUAACUAUAUUUCUCUUUAUAUAAGCCAUCAAGGUCUACCUUUAAUAUAGCUUUUUCAAGUAUAACAAAUAACCAAAAUAA
Sinocyclocheilus rhinocerous is the source of this 4973-nucleotide messenger RNA. Its product is annotated as glutamate receptor ionotropic, NMDA 2B-like. Gene Ontology annotation, biological process: monoatomic ion transport. Gene Ontology annotation, molecular function: ligand-gated monoatomic ion channel activity; signaling receptor activity. Gene Ontology annotation, cellular component: membrane. The transcript is spliced from 12 exons. The record is from RefSeq and is a predicted model, not a curated record. Lineage: Eukaryota; Metazoa; Chordata; Actinopteri; Cypriniformes; Cyprinidae. Bases 15 to 4145 code for a protein of 1376 amino acids.